GCUCCGUCCUCCCCUCACACACCAGCCCGGACUUCUCCGCCACCGCACACUGCAGAGCUCCGGGGGGCCCCGACCCUGAGAGAUCCUACAGCCUGGCCGGCCGCACUGCAUGCCGGGAUUCGUAGUCCCCCCCACGCCUCCGACCAGCCGCCUCCGCAGGAGAGAACUACAAUCCCAGCGGGCUGUGCGGGGCCGGGGCUCAUACACCGCCUCUACUGUCACUGAGGUGGGAGAGGGAAGGGAAAUGCGGCUGUGAGGAGGAUACGUACCGGGAAUACACGGCUCCCCUCCCCCCACACCACCGAGCCGGGUCAUGAAUCCAUUUCACUGACGGGAUCCCAUACCUGAGAAACCUGAGCAGAAGACUGUAUAGUUCUUAUUUCUGAUGGUAACCGUUGGCUGAUGUGAGCACCAGUUAUCAGGCCAGCGCCUUAGGGACCUUCCUUACCAGCUACAAGCCUCUUGCCAAGGGCAGCAUCGGGUUUAUAAAUAAAAGACUUUUACGCUGGAAUUUUGUCCUGAUCGUCAGCUUGAGGAACAAACAUUUAUCCUAAUGUGCUCUACACUUACCCUGGAGGGAUAAUAUGGACUGGGACUGUACUGCAGCCAUGCAGUUGGGAAUGCGUGUGGUUCGAGGCGUUGACUGGAAGUGGGUGAACCAGGAUAACGGCGAGGGCAGCCUGGGUACUGUGGUAGAAAUUGGACGCCAAGGCAGCCCUACAACACCUGAUAAAACUGUAGUGGUUCAGUGGGAUCAUGGCACAAGAACAAACUACCGCACUGGAUUCCAAGGCUCCUAUGAUCUGUUGCUGUAUGAUAAUGCUCAGACAGGUGUCCGCCAUCCAAAUAUCAUCUGCGACUGCUGUAAGAAGCAUGGAAUUCGUGGCAUGCGCUGGAAGUGCAAAGUGUGCUUUGACUACGAUCUGUGCACGCAGUGUUACAUGAACAACAAGCACGAUCUUUCCCAUGCCUUUGAGAGAUACGAAACUGCCCAUUCCAGGUCGGUCUCAUUGACGCCUCGCCAAGGCUUACCACGCUUGGUGCUUAAAGGAAUCUUCCAGGGUGCCAAAGUGGUGCGAGGACCUGACUGGGAAUGGGGGAACCAAGAUGGUGGGGAAUCUAAAGUCGGCCGGGUUGUGGACAUUCGUGGAUGGGAUGUGGAAACAGGACGCAGCGUGGCAAGUGUAACUUGGGCUGAUGGCACCACUAAUGUUUACAGAGUUGGGCACAAGGGCAAAGUAGAUCUAAAGUGCAUCGCAGAAGCUCAAGGAGGACAUUACUACAAAGAUCACUUACCUAAGCUUGGAAAACCGGCAGAGAUUCAGAGGAAAGAGAGUUCAGAACGGCAUCCAUUCCAGCAUGGUGACAAAGUGAAGUGUCUCUUAGAUGUUGAAAUUUUGCGGGAAAUGCAAGAGGGGCAUGGAGGCUGGAAUCCAAAAAUGGCAGAGUUUAUAGGUCAAACCGGAACAGUUCACAGAAUCACAGAGAGGGGAGAUGUCCGAGUGCAGUACAACAGUGAAACACGCUGGACCUUCCACCCUGGUGCUCUGACAAAGGUACCGCAAGAUCACAACAGCAUUUGGGUUGGUGAUGUUGUGCGUGUGAUGGAUGACAUGGAUACAGUCAAGAAGCUACAAGUUGGUCACGGGGAGUGGACAGAUGAUAUGGCCCCUGCUCUGGGUCAAAUCGGCAAAGUUAUUAAAGUGUUUGGAGAUGGAGACAUGAGAGUGUCUGUUGGUGGCCAGUCCUGGACGUUUAACCCUGCUUGCCUCUCUUCCUAUCAGAGAGACAAUGAUGCCAAUCUCAUGACAACAGAAAAUGCCAAGGAGUCCAAAAGUACACUGGUCUCCAUGUUAGAAAAGAUUCUGGCUCAGAAGACAGAUUGUGAAAGUCCCAGUUCCCUGGUGAUAGAAGCGGCCCAGGGAAACAAUGGCAAAGUGAGGGAGAUGCUCCAGAAGCACCCAGACAAGGUGGAUAUAAGGAACCAGGGAAGGACAGCUCUACAGGUGGCUUCCCACUUGGGACAUGUGGAGGUGGUGAAGAUCUUAAUUCAAGCCAAUGCAAACAUCGACCUUAAGGAUGACGAAGGAGAUUCUGCAUUACAUUAUGCUGCUUAUGGUAACCAGGGUGCUAUCAUCCGACUGUUGCUGGCAAAAGGAGCCAACGCCGAGUUACUUAAUAAUGCCAAGUGUACUGCUCUGUACAUAGCUGUCAAUAAAGGCUUCACGGAGGUGGUGCAAAUACUCUGUAUGCCCAACUGUGCCAUCAAUGUCCAGGACUUACAUGGAGACACACCGCUGCAUUAUGCUAUCACAGCAGACUACAGAAGUAUCAUAGAGAUCCUUACUGAAGUACCAAAUAUUGAUUUCACUGUGCAGAAUCAGCAAGGCUUCAACCUGCUUCAUCACUCAGCUCUGAAAGGGAAUGUUUUAGCUGUCCAGAAGAUUCUGGAAAGAGCACGGCAGUUGGUAGACUCCAAGAAAGAAGAUGGCUUCACCGCCCUGCACCUGGCAACACUGAACAACCAUCAGGAAGUGGUGGAGAUCUUAGUCAAAGAGGGACGGUGUGAUGUCAAUCUCAGGAACAACAGAAACCAAACUCCUCUACACCUGGCAGUGACUCAUGGGUACAUUAACCUUGUGCAACUUCUUGUGACAGAGGGAGGCGAUGUAAAUGCAGAAGAUGAGGAUGGGGAGACUCCUAUGCACAUAGUACUAGUACAGCAGCACCUCACCUCUCUGGAGCCUGAAGGAGUUGGCUCAGCUAUGCUCAACAAGCUGCAAGCUACUGGGUUACUUGGGAGCACAGAAUUAAAUGUUGGAACGGCAAUUUCUUGCUUCUUGGCUUUGUCGGGGGCAGACAUUACCUAUGCCAAUCACAGAGGAAAAUCUCCUUUGGACCUGAUAACCGAUGGGAGGAUGGCGCACAUUGUGAAAAACUUUGCUCAGAGAUUCAGGGAGCAACAAGCUGAGUCAGAUUCCGCUACCAUCAGCUGCACCCUUCGCAGGGUACACACCACCCCUAACACCAUGACCAACCUAAGCCUGCCCACUUCUACCAGUCCUGCCGAGUGCCUGGUAUGCUCAGAGCUUGCAGUGCUCAUCAGCUUCUUUCCUUGCCAUCACAGCAUAGUGUGUGAAGAAUGUUCCAGAAGAAUGAAGAAAUGCAUAAAAUGCCAGGUGACAAUCACCAAAAAGCUUAGGCAAGACAGCACAGAGGUGGAUGGCAUUCCCAGCCAAGAAGCUUCAGACACGCGAAAGAUGAUGGAAGAGCUUCAGAACAGAUAUCGUCAGAUGGAGGAACGGAUCACCUGUCCUAUCUGCAUCGACAGUCACAUCAAGCUUGUGUUUCAGUGUGGCCAUGGUUCCUGCACAGAAUGCAGUACAUCCCUCAAUUCAUGCCCUAUCUGUAGGCAAGCUAUCCGGGAACGAAUACAGAUAUUUGUUUGAAACAGACUUGUUGGUGUGACUGCAGUGUUGGGCACCGCUGUAUACCCUAAGGACACUAUAUACGCCUGAGCAAAGCAUGAUAGGGUUGACCCUCUCAAGACAAGGUGUUUGGAGACAAGAGAGAGGUCCAACUCUGCUCAAGAUGAAAACGUGGCUGCUGUGUGUGUUCUAAACACUAAAAAAAAAAAACAAUAUCUAUCAAUAUCUACACUGGAAGGGCUAAUAUAAUGCAGUCUUCCUGAAACCACAUUUUUCAGAGGGACAGAAAAAGCCUACAACAUUACCCGUUCAACUUUGCCAUGUCAGCCCAUUCCCGGUUUUCUUUUUGUACGUUUCUCUACAAUGAACCCAAAUCAUAGCCUUCCAACAACAAACUAUGUUGCAUAUAUUUUCAUCAUACUUGACCGUGAGAUGUAGCAUCACAGCAAUAACAAUAGGUAGACACCCAUUGUUGGCCAAGGAAUGUCAAACUGUAAAAUUGAUCUGUGACUAAUGUUCGAGAAACAAGAAUCCAUAACUGACAGGGGUGGCUCGUUCCAGUUUACAAAGGAUGUCAUUUGCAAGAAAAACAAUAAAAAAAAAAAAGUAUGGACUGUCAUGUUAGAUUCUGCCAAUCAUUAAGUUACUUAGGACUCAUACCAGUAGGCAGUAAAUGAAAUAUCUUCAAAAAGGAAAUAAAUUAUUUAAUUAUA
This is a messenger RNA of Rana temporaria (common frog), 4141 nucleotides long. RefSeq names its product MIB E3 ubiquitin protein ligase 2 (gene MIB2). NCBI's taxonomy places the organism in Eukaryota, Metazoa, Chordata, Amphibia, Anura, Ranidae. Gene Ontology annotation, biological process: protein ubiquitination. Gene Ontology annotation, molecular function: ubiquitin-protein transferase activity; zinc ion binding; protein binding. The coding region runs from base 585 to 3449 and encodes 954 amino acids. The transcript is spliced from 20 exons. Gene Ontology annotation, cellular component: cytoplasm. The record is from RefSeq and is a predicted model, not a curated record.